GCGGGCACUGAGUCUCGGUCGGAUAUCGUUAAUGGACACGGUCGAGGCGUUCCGUUAGUGUUUUCAGACGCCAGGGGGAUCGCUGCAGCUUGGGCGGGUCUUCAACUUAAACAGUUCCCGGCGGCAGCAACAAAGGAUGAACGGAGCUCUGGGAAAGAUGCUGUGUCUGAGGACCGAUACCAUUUUUAAGCAAGCCUUUUUUCUCUUAAGGCUCAGGACUUCAGGAGAAAAUCCCAUCUGUUCUGCAGGUGGCAUUCUGCUGAAUACCAGUCGGCACUACAAGUCAAAGCCUACCCAUGGCAUUGGAAGAUACAAGCACCUAGUUAAAGCACAGGAGCCCAAGAAGAAGAAGGGAAAAGUAGAACUGAGACCCAUUAAUCUGGGGACAGAUUAUGAAUAUGGAGUUUUAAACAUUCACCUGACUGCAUACGACAUGGCCCUAGCAGAGAGUUAUGCCCAAUAUGUUCACCACCUCUGCAACCAUCUAUCCAUUAAAGUUGAGGAAAGUUAUGCAAUGCCCACCAAAACCAUGGAAGUGUUGCGGCUGCAGGACCAAGGUAACAAAAUGCUCCUGGACUCAGUUCUUACCACUCAUGAACGAGUGGUUCAGAUCAGUGGUUUGAGUGCUACAUUUGCAGAGAUUUUCUUGGAAAUAAUCCAAAGCAAUCUUCCUGAAGGAGUCAGAUUGUCAGUGAAGGAGCACACUGAAGAAGACUUCAAGGGAAGAUUCAAAGCUCGGCCAGAACUGGAAGAACUGUUGGCCAAGUUGAACUAGCUCAUUGCAGACCCUUUCAUGUCAGGACUGGUGAUGUUGAGUGCUAAGGGGAAGAUCUUCCUGGGUGGUCAAAGUUAAGCAGAAGACACUGACCUUUAGAUAUCAUAACUACCCAUCCCCAUUAGCCAAGAAUGCUUCCUUUCUUGUAUGGAGGAGUGCUUGCCGAUUGUCACCACUUUCCUUUGAGCUAACCGAAGACAUCCUUCAUCUAAUAAAAAUCUGUAGCUAAUGGG
Messenger RNA from Nyctereutes procyonoides (raccoon dog), 1008 nucleotides. RefSeq names its product mitochondrial ribosomal protein L48 (gene MRPL48). Gene Ontology annotation, cellular component: mitochondrial ribosome. The transcript has 8 exons. NCBI's taxonomy places the organism in Eukaryota, Metazoa, Chordata, Mammalia, Carnivora, Canidae. The coding region runs from base 137 to 775 and encodes 212 amino acids. The record is from RefSeq and is a predicted model, not a curated record.